AAUGAUAAUAACAACCUGUCUGUCCUUGCGUUUCAGUGAAUGCGUACGUUACACAUCGUAACGUAAUAACUCGUGUAUUCGCGCACAAAAACCAGAAUGAAAGCGUUUACCACGUUAAAAUCAGAUUUGGAUCGUAAUCCGUAUGCCGGUCGAAUGUUGGGACGUGUGAUUUCCUGUUCAAACGGGAUUAAGGACGAAGUCUCAACUGGGUGUGCAGUAUCGAAGUUCUGCUGUCAACGUCGUUACGGAGACAGACGCAAUAGCGGGGAAACAUCAUCAGUGGCCUGACUCCAUCUUUCAGCCACCCCAGAUAAUGAUAGUCUAUGAUUGAGCCACAGCGUCAGGAUGCUGGCGCGGAAAGGGCUGUUACCAGACGGGUUUCUGCUGACCCGGCUGGCGGAGGACUCCGCCCAACCCAACCGCUUCCGGGCCAAGUCCCAGCAUGCCCGCUUCAUCACUAAAGGGGGGUCCUGCAAUGUGGCACACAAGAACAUCAGGGAACAGGGCAGGUUCCUGCAGGACGUGUUCACCACAAUGGUGGACCUCAAGUGGCAGCACUCCCUCCUCAUCUUCACAUCCGCGUUCAUCUGCUCCUGGAUCCUCUUCGCCAUGGCGUGGUGGCUCCUGGCGUUUGCCCACGGCGAUCUGGAGGACCAAGGGCCCGCGGACGGGCCGGGGCGUGUCCCCUGCGUCACGGCCAUCCACUCCUUCACCUCUGCCUUCCUGUUCUCCAUCGAAGUCCAGGUAACAAUCGGGUUCGGGGGCCGGAUGGUCACGGAAGAGUGCCCCCUGGCGAUCAUGGUGCUCAUCAUCCAGAACAUUCUGGGCCAGAUCAUUAACGCUGUGAUGCUGGGCUGCGUCUUCAUGAAGACCGCACAGGCCAACAGGCGCGCCGAGACCCUCAUUUUCUCCCGCAACGCCGUCAUCGCCCCCCGAAACGGCCGACCUACCUUCAUGUUUCGCGUGGGAGAUCUGAGGAAGAGCAUGAUCAUUUCAGCAACUGUGCAGCUCCAGGUUAUUCGCCGUACAGUGACGAUAGAGGGCGAGGUCAUCCCAAUCUGCCAGCUGGACAUCCAGGUGGAGAACCCGCUGCGUAGCAACGGGAUCUUCCUGGUGUCCCCGCUCAUCAUCAGCCACACUAUCGAGCGGGGCAGCCCCCUGUACGAGAUGUCCGCCCAGUCCCUGGCCAACGCUGACCUGGAGAUCAUCGUCAUCCUGGAGGGUGUGGUGGAAACGACAGGCAUCACCAUGCAGGCGCGGACCUCUUACACGCACGAAGAGAUCCUCUGGGCCCAUCGCUUUGUGUCCAUUAUGGCCGAAGAAGAUGGCUGCUACACCGUGGACUACUCCAAAUUCGGGAACACCAUUCCAGUGCGCAUGUCAACUCUCAGCGCCAAGGAGCUGGACCAGAACCAGGGCAUUCAGGAGGAGGCCGCCCCAGAGGGAGGGCAUCAGGGCUGGGGCCUGGUGCGCGCUGGCAGGGGUGGGUACAGGAGAGGGGGAAGGGCCUCCACCUCCCAGACUUGGUACAUCCACCCAGAGAACAAACCGGAGCUGGAGGGGAAGAUGAAGGAAGAGAAGAAGAAAACUGUCCGACUGGAGGAGAUUGGGAGAGAAACGGAGGGCCCGGCUCAGUGAAGGCCGUUAACCGAGGGGAGGGUUAGAGAAGCAGGGAAUGAGUGUGCGUCUUCUUUCUAUCUCUUGCGGUGCACUUGCUCUGCGAUUUUUCUUUCUAAUGGUUUUCCCUUUCCUUUAAUUGCUAUCAUUGUUGUGUUUUCUAUUCUUUUUGUGUCUGCAGUGUGAUAUAGACUGUUCAUACUCUUUCCUUAUGAAAUGUCUUUAUUUAAAUGCAUAAAAAAAAGGUUAUUAAAAUCCCUACUAUGCCACUGUAGAGAUUACAGAGACAUGGCUUGGGGAUGAAGAUGGGAUGAAUAUAAUAUAGAGGGGUAUAAACUCAUUAGGAAGGACAGAUCCAGUAAUAGAGGUGGGGGUGUGGCUGUUUAUGUAAGAGAAAAUCUUGGAAGAGAUUCCAGAAAUUGUCCAACACAUGCCUAGUGAGGAUGAAUUAAGCUUAUUGGGGAAGAAGAUGAGGGUCUUAACAUUGGAGUGUGUUACCAACCGCCAGCCUCAGACAGUAGUGUGAAUACAAUGCUCUUUAUAAGUACAAAACCAGCUUGCCAGGGAGGCGAGACUAUUAUCAUGGGAGACUUAUCCAAAUAUUAACUGGAAUUUGGUGUCCGGACAGGGAAAAAGGAGGAGGAAUUUUUGGAUGUUAUAAAUGACCUUUUUUGACACAGUAUGUCAGUCAGCCUACAAGAGGGCAAUUGAUUUUAGAUCUGGUAAAAUGUAAUGAUUCAGACAGAAUUUGCAGGAUAGAGAUAAUAGAAACAGACUGCAGGACUGAAUGAAAAGUGGAGCAGGUUCAAAAGACUUAAAAAAAACAAAUAAGGUUAGCCAAAAGGCAAUUUGAAAGGCAAGUCUCAAAAUGCAAUCCCAAAUGCUUCUUUCAAUCUUGUGGUAGGAAAAGGAAAAUUAAAGAGGAGGUUAAGUGCAGUAAGAAUAACAAGGGAGAACUGCUGUAUAAAUAAAGUUAAUGCUGAUACCUUAAAUGGCUACUUUGUUGAGAGUUUUACCGGGGAGGUUACUAUUAUGCCGGAGAAUGUCUUAGCCAGUAUUGAGAUAGAGGAUAUAGAGAUACUGGAAAGUAAUCCAGGAAGACUUCAACAGAAUCCAGAAGUGGGCGGAACUCUGGCAAAUUAAAUUCAAUACAACUAAAUGUAAAGUUCUACAUGUGGGAAAUAAAAAUGUAUUAAACGGACAAAGUGAAUCAUAGGGUGAGUUUGGUUAGCAGAAUGAGAAGGCACAAAUGGAAAUUGGCAAAGGAGAAAUUCUGUACAGAUAUUAGGAAGUAUUCUUUCACGCAGAGUGGUCACUGUGUGGGAUAGCUUGCCAGUACACGUAAUGGAGGCACUGGAGGUUUUCAAGACCAGGCUUGAUACGGUGUUAGAUGCUAUUUAGCUUUUAGGCAAACUAGGCAGUAGGUACACUUAGGGGUAGGAAAAGGCAAGCAUUGCAGGGCUGAAUGGCCUGUUCUCACCAUUACCUUAUGUUACGUAUGUGAUAUUUACAUAUAGUCUACCUGUUGUGGGUUUUGGUUAAGAGCUUUCCUUUUGUAUUGUGGCCAAUCACCACCAUGUGGGAUAAGACAUUUUCUGGCUUUUCUGAUUGGUGCUUUAUUUCCUCAGUUUGUAAUCAACCAAUUCAUGUGGUCAAAGUGCUGAUUCUCAGCUUUUAUUCAACCGUGAUCGUAUAUAUUUUUAUACAUUUUGGUUUUAUGCAUUACUUACCGUGUAGUAAUUACAGCACUUUUUAUACAUGUCCCCCAUUUCAAUGUUGAGACAAAAUAACAAUGUCAAAUAAGAGA
Conger conger (European conger) is the source of this 3424-nucleotide messenger RNA. It is a transcript of the gene kcnj11l, whose product is annotated as potassium inwardly rectifying channel subfamily J member 11, like. The transcript has 7 exons. The record is from RefSeq and is a predicted model, not a curated record. Gene Ontology annotation, molecular function: inward rectifier potassium channel activity. The coding region runs from base 346 to 1638 and encodes 430 amino acids. Gene Ontology annotation, cellular component: plasma membrane. Lineage: Eukaryota; Metazoa; Chordata; Actinopteri; Anguilliformes; Congridae. Gene Ontology annotation, biological process: regulation of monoatomic ion transmembrane transport; potassium ion import across plasma membrane.